Molecule: messenger RNA, 1251 nt
Organism: Penicillium coprophilum
Lineage: Eukaryota; Fungi; Ascomycota; Eurotiomycetes; Eurotiales; Aspergillaceae
Product: F-box protein
Exons: 3
Coding region: 1-1251 (416 amino acids)
Molecular function (GO): protein binding
Source: RefSeq, a predicted model, not a curated record
AUGACUGGCCUUGGCAAAUUCGCCCUUUCCGUUCAAAAAGUCCGGGCUGCGAUCCAUAACAGAAGAAAGUCAAGUGCUGCCAAGGAGCAGCGUGGAUCAUCUCUAAAAAAAGAACAUGCAGGUCUUCCACCUUUACCAGAUUCAUCUCCAUGGGACCUCCCCGUUGAGAUUCAAAUCCGCAUAUUUGCAUACUCCGGCAUCACCGACUUCCAUCCGCUGAGACUUGUCUGCAAGGCUUUCUACCAACUGCUCACGCGGAAUGAACAUGAAAUUGUUCGGCAGUAUCUUCGCCUACGUCGCCACGGUACCCUUCCAUCCCCGAUCGAUGAUGACCGCAUCUAUACUCGAAACCCAGGCGACGAUGUGGUGCUAUUAUCAGACCUAUUCCCGCCGUCAAAAAGCGCCAGAGGCGGCCAUCUCUAUACCUUCAAGUACCUGCAUGGGCUGAGACGAAGGCAAAUGCUGUCCUCGAGACUCUGCUACUACUUGGCAGAUCGGAUCCUCGAUCGAUUCGUCCAGACCGAACCGGCCGUCAUGAGGGCCUCCUUUCCCGCAAAGCGAAACGAGCGCAAUGCCCUUGUCAAACGUGGCAUAGCUAGCAUAUGGUUUCACCUUGCACCACUCAUGUAUUAUACACUCUAUUUCCUCGAAUCAUACACAUCCGCCCGACGCGAGCAUACACACACACUCGUACAGAAAUACGAGACAGGCCAGCUGCCUGUACCCCUCCCACUUGAGAUACGUCAGCGGAUGUACCGCGAGCUGCAAACCCGGAUCCUCCAAAGCCCUCCUUUCACCAACACGGCGGCGUUGGUUGCGACUCAUCAUUGCAUGCAUUUGCUGGUUUCAUAUAUACGCUUUGCCAUGUCUCCAGAUGGUCAAGCUGAGAUUGAUGACUCGUGGAUUAGCUCGUUGCUCACCCUCGCGCCGUUUGUGCGGAUCGUCGAAUUUUUCUCCGCUGAGAUCGGGGACGGUGGGAACCAGCGAACACAACGAAAGGAAUUUAUGUACAACUUUUAUAAUGACACGGCUAGGUAUGAAAAGGAUCAUAUGAACUCAAUUGUUUUUGCGCGCGCGUCUGCCCAGAACUUGCAUAGUUCGGUGCAAGAUAUCUGGUUUGCUGCUGCUGAGGCUGAGCUAAGAGCCCGGCGAGCCAUACCCCACGACGUAGAGCACGUCUGGAUCUGGAAUGGUAUUCCAAUUGUUUUUGGGUGUCCGGAUUGUCAUCCCACAAGAGGAUGGCAGGCAUGA